This is a messenger RNA of Mytilus californianus (California mussel), 1219 nucleotides long. Its product is annotated as endoglucanase A-like. Gene Ontology annotation, biological process: carbohydrate metabolic process. Gene Ontology annotation, molecular function: hydrolase activity, hydrolyzing O-glycosyl compounds. The transcript has 7 exons. Lineage: Eukaryota; Metazoa; Mollusca; Bivalvia; Mytilida; Mytilidae. The coding region runs from base 230 to 1153 and encodes 307 amino acids. The record is from RefSeq and is a predicted model, not a curated record.
AAUAAAAUAACAUUCCAUGGCAAAGGCAUAACCUGUAAAUCUAAAAAGGUAGGUGUCGAAAUUUGAAAUUAAAUAAAAUUAAACGUGUAUUUUAAUUCAUUAUAUAUAGAUAGCAAAAUGUAAAUGAAUACACGGGAGAAUUCCAGUAACGACUUUAAAUACUCAAAAUUGUGUUUUACAGGUUGGUAACGGAGAGAUUGAUCACGGUUAUUGGGGUCGACCUGAAGACAUGCACAUGUCACGACCUGCCUAUAAAGUAACUGCAGGAUCUCCGGGCAGUGAUGUAGCAGGAAAUACCGCUGCUGCAUUGGUAGUUGGGUCACUUGUAUAUAAGGAUAAAGAUGCAUCAUACAGUACAAAAUUACUCGCAGCAGCAAAAUCUCUAUAUGCAUUUGCAAAGGCACAUCCUGGUAUAUAUUCAAACAGCGUUCCGGAAGCCAAAAACUUUUAUGGAUCAUCUGGAUGGGAAGAUGAAAUGUGUGAAGCUGCAGGGGCAAUGUAUAAAGUGACAAAAGACCAGCAAUAUUUGAACGAUGCCAAAGGAUACAACAAAGGCGGUGCAGGAUGGGCAUAUUCUUGGGAUGCAAAGAAUGCUGGUUGUCAGUUAUUACUUUGGGAAGCGACCCACGAAGGAAAAUACAAAGAGAAAGUAGAAGAAUUUGUAAAUAGCUAUGAUUAUGGAGGAAGUGUUCCGAUUACACCAUGCGGAUUAUCAUGGAGAGAUAAAUGGGGAUCAAAUGGUUACGCUGCUGGUGCAUCGACGAUAGCGUUAUUAGCUGCUGCUGACGGUAUUGGUGGUGAUAAAUUCAAGAAGGUUGCCUUGCGGAAUAUUGAUUACAUGCUAGGGGAAAAUCGGCAGCAUUUCAGUUAUGUCAUAGGUUUUGGGAGUAACUUUCCAAAGAAACCUCAUCACAGAGCAGCAGGAUGUGCCCCUGGGUAUUGUGCAAAUGCAGGACAGGAUAGUCCAAAUCAACUAAAUGGUGCUCUAGUGGGUGGUCCUGGACGUAACGAUGAUUAUGAAGACAAGAGAGAUGAUUACAUCAAAAAUGAGGUGUCCGUCAUUAGUAACGGUGUAUUUCAGACAGCCGUCGCAGGUCUUUACCAUUUUGCUAUCAAUAACCAGCUUCCACCGCCUCCUGCUCCAAAGUGCUAAUUAGAAGCCCUUGUUGAUUUUAACAAUCUUAAUAAAAAUGAUAUAACUAUUAUUUUUUAAAUCUCA